Meleagris gallopavo (turkey) is the source of this 2530-nucleotide messenger RNA. RefSeq names its product calneuron 1 (gene CALN1). NCBI's taxonomy places the organism in Eukaryota, Metazoa, Chordata, Aves, Galliformes, Phasianidae. Gene Ontology annotation, cellular component: trans-Golgi network membrane. The record is from RefSeq and is a predicted model, not a curated record. Gene Ontology annotation, molecular function: calcium ion binding.
GCCUAACACAGUCCUCUCCCUGCAGUUUGACAUGCAGAGGAUAACGCUAGAAGAGCUGAAGCACAUCCUGUACCAUGCCUUCCGGGACCACCUAACGAUGAAGGACAUCGAGAACAUCAUUAUCAACGAGGAGGAGAGUUUAAAUGAAAACUCCGGCAAUUGCCAAACAGAGUUUGAAGUGCACGCCCAGAAGCAGAACAGACAGACCUGCGUCCGGAAGAGCCUUAUCUGCGCAUUUGCCAUGGCCUUUAUUAUAAGCGUGAUGCUGAUUGCGGCCAACCAGAUCCUGCGGAGCGGCAUGGAGUAGCCUCUCACCAUGACACUGUGACCCAAACUGACCAUGCAUGCGCAUGCCACCGGGUGAGCUUCCCCCGAACCGACUCUCACACGGCAAAGAGACAGAGGCGGGCAGAUAACGCACCAUUCGACAAGGAGCCUGGGGCCAGCAGCGUAACGUGUCUUGUGAAUCAACCACAUCCUUUUGGCAGGGACAUAAAAGGGCUGUCUUAACGCUUUAAAGGUUUUGUUUCCUAAUGCAAUAAAAAAUAAAAAAUAAACGUACGGAAGUCCCGAAUUAUUGCUUCAGAACAGCAAUGGUAACUUGGAAGACGCUUUCAUCCAGCAGUCUGCUUUGCAGUUGUAAGGAGGCACAGCCUUGUGACUCGCUGCAGCGGGGCUGUCUUUUAACCUAGGGGCCGACUGACUGUGCCGCAUAGCUCCCCGGCAGGCCCACCUUCCCAGGAAGUUGAUCGUAGCAUUGCCACAAGCAAGUCCUGUUCGUUUUGUUUCACGUACUUUGGCUUCACGUUGUUUUUCCCUUAUGACCAUGCCUUUGAGUUUACGGCAUUAGAGGGGAGCUAGAGCAUCUUUGUACAGUAUUUUCAGAGUAAAGAAGAGGAGAAUUUGCCAGCAUCAUACAGAAUUUCUAUUUUUGCUUCACAAACGUCGCCUUCGACACAAGACUGUGGGGUAGCAGGAGUCUGUUUGCCAUUUUUUCCCACCGAGAAUCAGGGCUUAAGAACCACCACCCACUUCCCCACAUGGGCAUUCCUGAGAUUCGUGCAGUCUUCCAGCCAACUCUGCAACCACCAGCGCCAGUUGAAAAUCCCUCUGUUUGGUGCCAUUCAACAUUUCCUUUCCAGUAGUUUUGCCCUUCUGCUACAGCAGUCUUCAAUAACCUUAUUGAGACCAAAACCACUGAGAAAGCUCUGAGCUUUUCUCCCUGCUCCUCGACUGCCCAAUUUUUACUUAAUUCAUUGUUGCAAUUGCAGUGAAACCUCUGCAUCCAACACCUACUCAUGGGAGAGAUUGCAUUUUCACCUCUAUGGUGAGGUGGGAUUUGACCAGCAAGUCACUCCAUCCCUCACGGUCCCACCGUCAUCACCACUGCAUAUCCCAUGGACAGGCUGAAAGAAGGUGAUCAGAAAAUCAGGCUGCUGCAAGAAAAGAAGGAAUCAAACUCGAGCAUACCACCAUAUGUUUCGUAGUGUGUCAGACUAUCAGAUCCCACAAGUGUUAGUUAUUUUUCCUGGAAGAGAUUUUAAUGAGCAGCAAGGAGAGGAUGGAAUGAUGCAGACCAGAGGCACAACGUGUCCCAUGGAGCCAGGAUUACAUCUGAAAGCAUUUCUGCUUUUAAACCCAACACAAAUCCUUGCAUUUACCUUCAGAUGAACUGUACACCCGUGUAUUACUCCAGGAGGGAUCUGGUUCCCUUGCCCUGAUGGGUGAUGGCUGCGUUUGGUGCACAGGGAGCAUUGGUGCGGGGUUGGAACGGCGGUGGUUUCUGCUACCAGCUGGAUGAGCUCCAGAAACACGAUGGAACAGCAAGAUCUCACUCCUGUGAAUGUAGAGGACUGUUUCCUGUGUCUUGAGAAGGGGCAGGAUGGCUCCCAAAGGGAAUGUGGACCAUGAGCUUCACUUGUCCUACAGGGUGGCCAUCGUCUCAAGCCUGGAUCCAUCCCAAAGACUCAUUUCUGCUCUUUGUUCUUGCUUACGAGUUCAUUUAACCUGUAUUUUUCUAGUAACCUGAUGUGAAAAUGUACUUCUCAUUGUUCUGUCUCCCACCACCCCUUAGAUCUCAUGUAUCUGUUUAGGAUUUUGCCUUUAGGUGUGUGUUACUAUUUAUCACCUUCGCAACGCUGCUGUUUUCCUGGUGCCCCCCUCCAUCUCCAAAGAUGACAGCUGUCAUUUCCAAGGCAGCUGAGUCGUUUUUCUGCCUUUCACAAACACACAUUUCUGUAUUUCUGUUCUGCUGUGACUAAUAGAGGUCAGCUACAAAAUACUGUGCAGAAAUUGUUACAUCUCACAGAAGAUGGAGGGAUUUGUGUUUGCUGUAGGGCAAGACCAGAUUUCAAACCAACAGCAGAAAAUGAUAGGCAAGCUCUGAGCAUAGGAUUCACACUGAUGGGGAACUCAGGGUUGCUCCCAAAGCUCACUAUGUUGGACAUUGCAGAAAAGGAGCUUGGAGGUCCUUUUGAGGUGACUGUCAUCCAUGUUUUCUGGUCUCAGGGGCAUAUUAAAGGUAGGAACA